Molecule: messenger RNA, 4024 nt
Organism: Anguilla rostrata (American eel)
Lineage: Eukaryota; Metazoa; Chordata; Actinopteri; Anguilliformes; Anguillidae
Gene: cant1a
Product: calcium activated nucleotidase 1a
Exons: 4
Coding region: 2271-3503 (410 amino acids)
Biological process (GO): proteoglycan biosynthetic process
Molecular function (GO): UDP phosphatase activity; calcium ion binding; GDP phosphatase activity
Source: RefSeq, a predicted model, not a curated record
CCGCCUGUCCCAAGUCUGAAAGUGGGAGAGAGGUGAGAGGGAGAGCACUGGCUAGCCGAUCCUCCUUUCUUUCUUCCCCCUUGAGAAUCCUGCUUCACCUCAGGCAUGCUGAGAGGGGACUGGUAAUUGGUACUGGGUGGGCGGCUCUGGGUCUCUGUGUUGUAGGUUUAUGAGCACCUGGGGCAUUUUAUGCAGGUACAAGCACAAAGAAACACUUCACAGUGUCUUGUCUGUACAUAUAUUUUUGCCUUGCUUUAUUAAAAUUGUAAGUUAGCAUGGCUACAUUUACAUUUUCAGCUCCAGUUAAAGAGUAACCAGUAUGGUAAACGGGUGGUAAUGUAUCGCUAAGUUUCAGUUACCUCAUCUUCACUCAGAUGCGUGCCUCACUGAACAGUAACAAAGAGCAAAGUAGCAGUCGGAUUAUAAUGAAGUCAUGAGAGCUGUAAAGCGCUACCAUAAAGAUCUGCGCAUUUGAUGUACAGUAAAAUAGAUUACAGCAUGAUCACUGUAAUCUGAGAAGCAUCUGUGGUGUCCUGUGAGUAUGAGGGUAAUGUUGCCAUGCCGACAUCAGUAGAUCUAUUGAAGGAUCUUAACUGUUCUGAAAAUUCUCAGGUCAGUUUUAUGAAUACUUGUGUUACCCAGUCUUUUACAAUUUUGCUUGCUUCUGUUUUUUCAAAUACGUUGGUCCUCAAAUAGUGUUCCCCACUCCAACUGUACAUGAGCUGUAAAUCAACAGUGUUUGGCAGUAAGUUCGAAAAAACAGCUGAUGCAAGUCACCUGAGGCUGCCAAUUGAUGGGGUGGGGGGGCGACAUAGCUCAGGAGGUAAGAGUGGUUGUCUGGCAGUCGGAGGGUUGUCGGUUCAAUCCCCCGCCCUGGGCGUGUCGAAGUGUCCCUGAGCAAGACACCUAACCCCAAAUUGUGUGUGUGUGUGAAUGGGUGAAUGAGACGCGUCAAUUGUAAAGUGCUUUGGAUAAAAGCGCUAUAUAAAUUCAGCCCAUAUAAAUUCAGCCCAUUCACCAUUUACCAAUUGACGGGUACUUUGUGAGUUAGACCACCCCCCCCUCCCAGCCCCUGUCUUUUAUGACCUCAUAAAGGGCAGUGGGACUCACUGAAAAGAGCCAUUGACUGGCGUGGGGAAGGGUGGGAGGAGAAGGCUCAGGACCAGUCGUACAGGCCAGAAGGAUGUGUCCUUACUAGAUUGCACCUCAGGGUCACGCUGAGAUUCUGUUUCACUGCAUGUGUGCGUGUGUGUGUGUGUGUGCAUAUGCGUGUGUGCGUUACCAUGGCAAAACAAAUAAGGCCUACUUCAGCCUUCAGUCGGUGGAAAGGGCGUCUGAGAAACACUGUGGCAUCAAAGAGGGCCUCAGACCGUGUGCUGAAGGUUUGCCAGGGCAAUGACUCUGCUCAGGGUUGGCUGCACACUUUCCUUUCAAGAAUGCAUGCAGCUUGCUUUAGUAUUACCACUGUUUGUUUUUAUUGUGGAUUAUUAUGAUUUACUUGGGACAUGUGCUUAUCCAGGUUGGUCUUCACGGCUUAACCUUCAUAGCAGCCCUCCUGCUACUCAGAGUAAUCCAACGUUGGCAAACUUGCUAAAAAGUGCAAUGACUGUGCCCCUUCAGCUGUAGGGGCUUAGAGCCUGCAGCUCCUUUAUUGACUACCAACCUGAGGCGGUCGUGGACCCGGCUCUGGCCGAGGUCUGGCGCUCCCACCUCACUCUUGCACGGUUGCUCUGGCAACCUGCCGAAGAAGGCGUGGAAUGGAAUUCGUCAGGUGUGGUUGUCACACUGCCAUUUCCUGCUGUACCUGUUCAUGCACCCUGUCCCUCUGUGUGCCUAAACCAGUCCCACGGUCCACGUCAGCACUGCACACCUGUUCCACUCUGACGGACACCUACACCGCUUACAUUUACUCCUGCACCUCUCUGCCUUAACACAGACUUUCCUCUGACUCUGUCACUUAACACUUUCUUCUUUCUGCCUUAAACACUUACUCCACUCUGGGUUUACACUUACAGCUCACUCACUCAAGACUUAACUAUUUCUGACUUAACACUUGCAACUCUGACUUGGCAUACGCAUAUCUGGCUUAAUAUACAGCAGCCUGGUUUAACACGUAGAUUCCUGUCUUAACUGGAGCACUCUGCUCUGUACCUGUCCAUUUUCUACGCAACUGUAUUGUUUGGAUUUUUCAUCAUAACUCUCAACCAUUCCAAAGGCGGACCACGUCCCAAGGAUCGCUGUGUUCUGGCGUUUCCGCGGCUCCCCGUCCCAUGUUGGUAGCGCCAGGCUCUGCACAGUCGGGCCAGAAUGAGUCGAUGACAUCACUGCGCAUCUCGGCGGGGGGCCUUCCGGUGCUUUCCUCCAUGACCAGCGGCAUGGACUCGCGCGUCCGCCUCCGCUGGCGCGCCAUCGCGGCCGCCGCCGCCGCCCUGUCCGUCUUCCUCCUGCUCUACCUGCACUGGACUUCGGCCAACGCCGGGCCCCGCCCGCCCAACGGCAACGGCCUCGGCGGGCGGGCGGGCUGGGGGGAGGCGGGGCCGGAGGGAGGGGCGCGCUACAACGACACGUACCCCCUGACGUCGCCCGUGCGCACGGCGCAGGGCGUCCGCUACCGCAUCGGCGUGAUCGCUGACCUGGACACGGCAUCGCACGACCCCAAGGGCCACACCUGGUUCAGCUACCUGCGACGGGGACACCUGCUGGUGUCGGAGAGCGGCGACCAGGUGUCGGUGGAGUGGGACCCGGAGCGGACGGUGCUGGAGAGCCACCUGGCGGAAAAGGGGCGGGGCAUGGAGCUGUCGGAGCUGGUGGCCUUCAACGGGCACCUGUACAGCGUGGACGACCGCACGGGCGUGGUCUACCGCAUAGAGGGCAGCAAGGCCGUACCCUGGGUCAUCCUGCCCGACGGAGAUGGCUCCGUCUCCAAAGGGUUCAAAGCGGAGUGGCUGGCGGUGAAGGACGAGCACCUGUACGUGGGCGGGCUCGGGAAGGAGUGGACCACCACCACGGGGGAGUUCGUCAACGACAACCCGGAGUGGGUGAAGGUGGUGGGUUUCCGUGGCGACGUGAGGCACGAGAACUGGGUGCCGCAGUACACCUCCCUGCGAGACGCGGCCGGGAUCAAGCCCCCCGGUUAUCUGAUCCACGAGUCGGCCGCCUGGAGUGACACUCUGCAGCGCUGGUUCUUCCUCCCGCGCCGCGCCAGCUCCGAGCGCUACGACGAGACGGCGGACGAGCGCCGCGGCACCAACCUGGUGCUCAGCUGCUCGCCCAGCUUCCGCGACAUCACCGCCAGCCGGGUCGGCCCGCUGGACCCCACCCACGGCUUCUCCUCCUUCAAGUUCGUCCCCGACACCGACGACCAGAUCGUCCUGGCCCUCAAGUCCGAGGAGGACGCGGGCAGGAUCGCCACCUACAUCCUGGCCUUCACGCUGGACGGGCGCAUCCUCCUCCCCGAGACCAAGAUCGGGGACGUCAAGUACGAGGGGCUGGAGUUCAUCUAGAGGGACGGGGGGCGGCUGUCUCCGGGGCGCCAUCUUCAGUCUCCUUUUGCUUCCACGGCGUGACACCAUCUUGUGACAUCACCCCCCCCUGCCCCAGCCUGCUCUCUGUGAGGAGGGGAGAUGGCUCCACCCCUCUCAGCCCCCCAGUCUACAGUUGUCCUCUUGCACAGCCGGGUUCUGCGGUCUCUCAUUGCACUGUUUAAAAAAAAUAAUUUAAAAAACUCUCUGCUGACGAAUGUAAAAAGAACAAAACAUAAUGAAUAACUGGCCAGCCAGUCUGAAGGAAGUACUGUGCCUCCAAACUAACACACUGAACACCAGUCAGAUGGACCCAUAAAACUAUCAUGUACUGUACUUUCAGAAACUACGAAUAGACUAUCAAUUGCUAGCUGUUUCUGUGUCAUUUAAUGUUGUUUUUAUUUUAUUUUAUUCAUACCAGAUACAUCGCCUCAUGAUUUAAAUGUGAAGUGUUUUUGGGUUUGGUGGUUUAUUUUCCAGUAAAAAAUUAUUUGUAAAAAGUU